AUGUUGGAACAUGGGAAAAUUGCAGAGCAGAGGAUCAUGGGAAAUUGGGAUGGGGGUGCAGAGGACGGGGAGGUGGGGGGCUCUGCCCCCCGCCCCCAGCUGACCUGCUGUCUCCGUGCCCAGGUGCCCGAGGGCCAGGUGGUGAUUCUCUCCUUCCGCGUCUUCGACCUGGAGCCGGACCCCAGCUGCCGCUACGACUGGCUGGAGGUUUUCAAUGGGCACUCGGCCGGUGCCCAGCGCCUGGGGCGCUUCUGCGGCACCUUCCGGCCCGGGGCCCUGCUCUCCACCGGCAACCGCAUGCUGCUGCGCAUGGUGACGGACGAGGGCACCGGGGGCCGCGGCUUCCUGGUCUGGUUCAGCGCCGGCCUCCCCCACGUCAAUGAGCAUCAGUUCUGUGGGGGGAAGCUGGAGAAGCCCCAGGGCAGCCUCAAGACCCCGAACUGGCCCGAGAGCAACUACCCGGCCGGGAUCAGCUGCUCCUGGCACAUCAUAGCGCCCGUGGGCCAGGUGGUGGAACUGACCUUUGGGAAGUUCGACGUGGAGGACGACACCUACUGUCGCUACGACUACGUGGCCAUUUUCAACGGGGGGGCCACCGACGACUCCCGGCGCGUCGGCAAGUUCUGCGGGGACCGUGCCCCCGGGUGUUCCAGCUACAUCUUCAUGGGCCGGGUGGACGCCGAGGGGGUUGGCAAAUUGUCCCCCGAGAGCUUCGUCGUCCCGUAUCGGCAGCAGCAGCACCAGGUCCUCACCACACUCAGCAAGCGGCCGUGCGGGGGGGCGCCGAAGAAGAAGAACGCUUGAGCCCAGGGGUGUGUGUGUGGGGUCUGUCCUGUCGCACCCCUCCCCCCCACACCCGCCCCAGCCCCCCCGAAGCCGGCUCCAUGUAUCCAAUAAAGGAGCAAACCGGC
This is a messenger RNA of Chrysemys picta bellii (western painted turtle), 911 nucleotides long. Lineage: Eukaryota; Metazoa; Chordata; Testudines; Emydidae. The record is from RefSeq and is a predicted model, not a curated record.